GUAAAACUAAUCCACAUUGAAUUCACUGCUGAGAAGCCAGACGGGUCAUUCUUUCCACCUGUAAAGUGCCUGUGCCAAAGUGGCUCAGAUGAGUGAAGCCAAAAUCAUUAAGGAAGGCAUCCUACUGAAGAUGUCCCAGCAGAAAAAGAAAAUAUUUCCUAGGAACUAUAAAGAGCGCCUCUUUGUCCUGACCAGCCAGACCCUGGUUUACUAUGAACAGGAAAAAGGGUUUUAUUUUUCUCAGAAGAAAAAGAGAAAAAAAGGAUCAAUUCUGACAGAAAGAAUCUGCUGCGUGGAAAAAGUUGAGCCGGAGCAGAACGCGCCUGAAGAAAAAAAGUUCCCCUUUCAGGUUGUGUAUGAUGAAAGCAUCCUGUAUAUGUUCGCAAAGGAUGAUGCGGAUAGGAUGGACUGGUUAGAGUCUGUGAUGAAAGCAAUUCAGGGUAACUAUAAGCUCUCUGCAAAGUACCACAAAGGAUUGUGGGUAGACGGAGUAUUCCUGUGCUGUGGCCAGGCCAUAAAAAAUGCUCCAGGCUGCUGUAACUGGCACCAAGAAUCACUGGAACUAAGAGCAUCGUCUCGAAAGCUCAGAGACAGAACUCAUCUUCCUCCCAUACCAGAAGAUGAAGGCAGUGCUUGUGUGGAGGUUGUAGCUCUGUAUGACUACACUGCCAGGAAGACUGGUGAGCUAAGUGUGGUAAAGGGGAACCGAUAUGUCUGUCUGGAAAAGAGGUCGGGUGACUGGUGGAAAAUCAGAGACACUGCUGGAUCAGAAGGACUCGUCCCUUCUAAUUUCAUAGAGGAAGUGGAUACAGACAACAGUUUGAGAGACUCUGUUGAAAACGACAUAGAGAUCUAUACCUGGUAUGUGGGCAACAUGUCCAGAGUGAAGACUGAGCAGCUGCUACGGGAGAAGGGUAAAGAAGGUUCCUUUGUGGUCAGAGAUUCCAGUCAAAAAGGAGUAUACACAGUGUCGCUGUUUAGUCGAGCACUAGAUGAGGUGAAUGGGACUGUACGCCAUUAUCUCAUUAACGUCAGCACAGAAGGGCUAUAUUACUUAGCAGAAAACCACCUUUUUGAGUCCAUCCCCCAGAUGAUAGAGUAUCAUCAACACAAUGGAGCAGGUCUGCUGACAAGACUGCGGCUUCCUGCUACAGAAACCGAUCUCACACCACAGACUGCACAGGGCGUGUGGGAGCUGAGUCGAAAAGACGUGCGUUUGGUAAAAGAGCUCGGCAGCGGCCAGUUCGGCGUGGUCCAGCUCGGUGUGUGGAAGGAUGAACACCGAGUAGCUAUUAAGAUGGUGAAAGAGGGCUGCAUGUCUUCUGAUGAAUUUAUAGAAGAAGCCCAGAUUAUGAUGAAACUCAGGCAUCCUAAGCUUGUGAGGCUCUACGGUGUGUGUACCGAGUGCUUUCCCAUCUACAUUGUGACAGAGUUCAUGAGUAACGGCUGCCUGCUGGAAUACCUGAGGCAUCAUGGGAAAGAGCUGCAGCCUCAGCGUCACCUCAGCAUGUGCCUGGAUGUGUGCGAAGCUAUGGCAUACUUGGAGGAUCAACAGUUCAUUCACAGAGAUCUAGCUGCAAGGAACUGUUUGGUAGACAAAGACCUAUCUGUCAAAGUGUCUGACUUUGGAAUGGCAAGAUAUGUCCUGGAUGAUCAGUACACCAGUUCUGUAGGUACAAAAUUUCCAGUCAAGUGGUCCGCCCCUGAGGUUCUGAACUACAACAGGUUUAGCAGCAAGUCUGAUGUGUGGGCAUUUGGGGUGCUGAUGUGGGAGGUGUACAGUCUGGGCAAGCAGCCUUAUGAGCACUAUGAUAACGCACGUGUAGCUGAGAGAGUGAUGCAGGGUCAUCGCCUGUAUAGACCCCAACUGGCUACAGAUCAGAUCUACCAAGUUAUGAAAUCAUGCUGGCAUGAGCUUCCAGAGGAGAGGCCCAACUUUCAGCAGCUUUUUAACGACAUCACUGCUUAUUGUAGAGGAUGAACAAUGAUGUAAUUAAAUAAAUUCUGCUCUGCUGACACUGCUGUAAUGUAACUGGUAUUUGUAUAUUUGUAUAUUGUUGUUAUUCACACACUCACAAUGAGAAGUAGAGAAGAGUUAAUAGUUAAUAUUGUAAGAGUUACAGACUUAAUUAUAGUACAUUACACCUUCAUAUCCUCAACCUAAAGGGUAGCAUUUUUUCUAGAACCCACAGACUAAUGGGGUCAAUGACAGCAACAUAUUCUUUCCUGUUUUCACAGAACAACGUACCUGCUCUGUUCACCAGAAUUUCUGACUAAAAUUAGCUUGUGUCGCAUUUCACGUACACGUUCUCUGGUAAAAGCGAAAGCAGUGUUUCCGUUCGUAAAAAUGAUUAUUCAUAUCAUUUAUGUGAUUUAAUUAAAAAAAGGAACUGUAAACUCUGCAUAAAUUCAGAAUAAAAUCCUAAUUUAAAAAGUUAAAAUAAAUUUUAAUCGUUAUACCCUUA
Messenger RNA from Tachysurus vachellii, 2465 nucleotides. Its product is annotated as cytoplasmic tyrosine-protein kinase BMX-like. The coding region runs from base 89 to 1981 and encodes 630 amino acids. The transcript has 19 exons. Gene Ontology annotation, molecular function: protein binding; ATP binding; non-membrane spanning protein tyrosine kinase activity. Lineage: Eukaryota; Metazoa; Chordata; Actinopteri; Siluriformes; Bagridae. The record is from RefSeq and is a predicted model, not a curated record. Gene Ontology annotation, biological process: adaptive immune response; intracellular signal transduction; B cell receptor signaling pathway.